GUUGCAUCGCGAUAGUCGACGCACGCAUCCGUUUUUCCAUCAACCUGGGCUAGCUCCGGGUUUUUGCUUGGCACCACCAAUCAAACUUGAGACUCAAUUUCCACUCACAAGAUGCCGCCCCGCGAGUCCGCUGCCUGGCAACCUCAACAUGGCAGCAGCCCGGCACACUCUUCUACAUCACCACUUUCCUGCCAUUCGUGUCGACGGCUAAAGAGACGAUGUGACCGUCAAUACCCACGUUGCGGACUCUGCCAACGAAAACAAGCCCCAUGCGAUUAUCCCCACCAAAGGAAGGAAAGGGUUGGACGCAGCGCAAAGAGUAGCUCACAGGAUCUUUCUUCUCCUUCAUCGUUCUUGUCGGCUUCGUCUCCAACCCUCAGUAGCACCACGUCGCCGCAGAGUUGUGCGACAAGUGCGAGCCAACCAGAUCAUCUACGAAGUAAAUCAAAAAAGGACAAUGCGCACCAGCAGUUGUCAGAGCUUGGCGGGCUAAAUCUGCUAGCUGCCAGCUUCCUUGACCCUGAUGACUUCAUCCGAGCGCAGCUGGAGACCGAAAAGCCCAAUGUGGUCAUUACCAAACAUGUUGCAGACCUGGUCGGCAGUAUCGGCGAUAUCCAAAACAGGGCACGAAUCUUUUUCGAAUCUGCACAUACUUGGAUGCCUAUAGUCUCCAAGGUCCAAUUUCACCGGCACUUGCUCCAGAGGCUUGCCCUCCAAAGAGUCGAUCUGUUCUUGCUUGUGCUGGCCAUGAACCUACUAGUAUCACGGGCCAGCGUUGCCAAAUCCAUGCUCUACCGAACCGUAAAGCAGCUCUACUUUGACGUAGAAUCUGCAGGCAGGCUCUCAGUGCAGUCGCUUCAGGCCGCUCUUCUCAUUGCGCUUUACGAGCUUGGUCAUGGGAUAUAUCCUGCAGCCAUAAUCUCAGUCGCCAGCUGCGCGCGCCAUGGUACGCUUUUGGGCGUGCAAAAGCAUCUCACAAACACCGGGCUCUUGGAGGGCAUGUCAUGGAUCGACGUGGAAGAACGUCGCCGGCUCUGGUGGGCCAUUGUGAUACUGGAUCGAUUUAUAAACCUUUCACACCCCAAUCCAUCUCUGGUCACUCAAGAUCCAGACCCAGAGAGCUAUCUACCAGCCGAUGACGAUGACUAUGACAAUGGAGUUUCUCCAUCCGACGAAGCAGUUCAGCUUCGAUUAUCGUCCCAGGUCCACCUUGGCAGAUUUGCCAGAUUUGCUCACUCGGUGCCUUUGCUUAGUCAAGCUAUUUCUAGAUCUGGCGAAGACCAGGAGAAUACUGCACAGCUACGACGCACCAUUCUCUCGUUGAUCCACCUGGGCGACGUAGAGGGAAUGGAGGACAGGAUUUUGCUAUGCACGCUAAAUGCAGUAAGCUAUCUGGCAGUAUUCACACUCGAUAAUGCUGUAAUGCAGCUGCGGACCAAGGCGACCAAGAAGCAACCGGUCGCUGCCGAGGUCGUGUCUCCCGAAACCAUCUCUGCGAUUCAGCAUGGAAUUGAAAUCAUGACGCUGGAAACGUCCAGGAUUAACCUGGAGCAUCUUUCACCCUUUCUUCUUCAUAUGAUGUACAGAUCACUGUCAAUUUUGUUGUCGCUGAACCAGAACCCUCCCGACAGCAUGCAUGUUUCUGACAACAUAGACCUUCUGAAACAUGGCCUAGAGCGCCUCCAGAGCCGUUGGCUAGUCGCAGAAACCUAUUUGUUGCUAGCUAAGCGCCAAGAAGUCUUCUCACAUGUUCAGCCGGCCUGAGUCGAGCGAUUAGUAAAGGUUCUAAUGAGAAAAGCCUUUAAAUGUCGGGCAAAGUAAAGAUAUAGGACUUGAUAGAAUACUAGUACCUAAUUAUAUCAGCGAGGGCGGCUUUAAUGGGACACCUGCAGCCACGUUGAUGGAUGCACCACACCAUUGUCUCCGCGCAAAUCUAUAGUAACCAGUUUCUUCUCCAAAAGCGUACAGAAUAAAAUGCUAUUGCCAAUUAACGCGAUGUGAUGUUUGUGAGUGUUUGACGCCAUGGGCGUGGAGGAAAUGGACGGGAUUGCACAUGUCAUAUAAACUGACCGACUGGCUUUAUGGGAUUCUCAAAUAUAAAAACAUUAAAGUAAUAAAAAAAAGUUCAUCAUUUUUCAUAGCUACACAUUAGACUCUAGUAAAUUCCUUUUAUUCAUACUCGUACGUGAUCAAGGUCGACUUAGAUGGAGAUUGCUUCCGCCUUGGACAAGACUGCGUAAGUGGCGUAACUCUUACUCGAAAAUUCCAUCGAUACUCGAAUAGUAGUAAGGUAAUAGUCUGUACCUUAGCGGAAAGAUGCUGAUUUUCUGGACGUUUAAAGAUAAAAAGACGUUUGUUUGUAUAGGCAAAAAACGUUUCUAUAUAAUAGAAGGUUCG
Molecule: messenger RNA, 2397 nt
Organism: [Torrubiella] hemipterigena
Lineage: Eukaryota; Fungi; Ascomycota; Sordariomycetes; Hypocreales; Clavicipitaceae
Source: the annotation of a GenBank genome assembly